AUGGCCGUGGGGGCACUGGAUGGUGGGAUGGAAUGUACAGACAAGGAUAGUCUACUGACAGAGAUAUCCAGAGAUCUGGACCCACCGUCGGAGUGUGUGGUGGGCUGCACUGCACUAACUUACAUAGCAAUGCUGGAGACCCAGAAUACACAGACAGUACGCUUCAAAGACUCCUCAGCAGGUGAGAACACCAUAUACAACAUUAUAUUGUAUGUAAUCACUGUAUAAUAUGAUAUCCAUAUGACAGUUGAGUGGAAUAGCUGAUAAAACAUGUGAUUUCUUGCAAACUACUUUUUUGCACUGAUAAAAACAGAUCUGGACAAGAGAAAUAGACUAGACCUUGUGCGAACUAUGCUAUAUGUACUUGCUCUGCUGAUUUGAGUGGUCAUCAGCUAUUCAAAAACGUAGUCACUAGUCAGUGAGGGUGUAUGUCAUUAGAAUCCAAUUGAAUGUAUUUGAAUAGAGAGUGGUCCUGUGUAGCUCAGUUGGUAGAUGGCAUAUUAUACUGUAUCACCUACUAAGACAAGCCCCUCUCUUCCACAGGUGAGCAUGGAGAAUACUGCUGGUCUAUGAAUACUCAGUGUAGCCCUGAAUAGCCUGCAUCGUGCUGCCUGUGGAUGUGUCACUGGUUAAUGGGGAAUUUGUUGACUGAAAGCUACUCUCCCCCACCAUAAGGACAUACUAACUCCUCACAGCGGUCCCACACUUCUCUCCAACCUCUGUGGCCUCCACUUCAACGUCACAGGUCACUUCACUUUGACAAAGAGAUGGCCAACGUUCUGCGUGCAGGUGGUCCCACAGCAGAGCACCUUGGGAAACGGUGUUCAUAUUAGAUGCCCACCUUUCCUGGUGAUUAUGUGGCAGAUGCAGAAUCACUCACCUACAAAGCAAGGAGGGGGGUGA
Messenger RNA from Coregonus sp. 'balchen', 903 nucleotides. Lineage: Eukaryota; Metazoa; Chordata; Actinopteri; Salmoniformes; Salmonidae. The record is from the annotation of a GenBank genome assembly.